GAGGAUAAAAUGUGCAGCUGGGAAGCGAGCGAACCUAAUGGGCAGGUGUACUGUGGAUGACAGGGUCACACGAGUGGCUUGGCUGAACCGUAGCACCAUUCUUUAUGCCGGGAAUGAUAAGUGGUCAAUAGAUGACCGAGUGGUGAUCCUGACAAACACCAAAACGCAGUACAGCAUCAGGAUACAUAAUGUGGACAUAUAUGAUGAAGGCCCUUAUACCUGCUCUGUACAAACAGACAAUCAUCCAAAGACAUCACGGGUUCAUCUCAUCGUGCAAGUUCCUCCUCAGAUUAUAAACAUCACAUCAGACAUCACUGUCAAUGAAGGCAGCAGCGUAACCCUCUUGUGCUUGGCCUUUGGAAGACCGGAACCGACAGUGACAUGGAAGCAUCUGUCUGGCAAAGGCCAGGGAUUUAUAAGUGAUGAUGAGUAUCUGGAGAUCACAGGGAUCACCAGGGACCAAUCUGGAGAAUACGAAUGCACCGCAGUCAAUGAUGUAGCAGCCCCUGACAUCCGGAGAGUAAAAGUCACUGUAAAUUAUCCACCUUCCAUCUCCAAUCCCAAGAAUACUGGAGCCUCAGUAGGCCAGAAAGGGAUCCUCCGCUGUGAAGCUUCAGCUGUCCCGGUAGCAGAGUUCCAGUGGUUUAAAGAAGAUACCAGAUUAGCCAAUGGGCUGGAUGGUGUGAGAAUCGAGAACAAAGGUCGAAUGUCCACGCUAACCUUCUUCAAUGUCUCAGAGAAGGAUUACGGCAACUAUACCUGUGUGGCUAUCAACAAGCUGGGGAACACCAAUGCCAGUAUAAUCCUUUACGAAAUAAGUGAACCUCCAGCACUGGCAGGCCCAGGAGCAGUACACGAUGGCAACAGUGCAGCUUCCAGAGCGAUGGCCUGCGUCUGGCUAUCAGGCGCCCUCUUGGCUUAUUUCCUCCUCAAGUUUUGAUAAGAAAAGUGAGGGUCCUUGCAGACGAUGCCUGGCUUCUCCCACACCACAGACUUUUAACCAUCCAUCCUGCUGGGGCAAGGGGGGAGGGGGGCAACCAACGAACAAACCAACAGCCUGCAGCUUGAAAAUACUGCCGGGAGGGCAAAGGGUGGGGGAGGGAAACGGGGAUCAAAAGUCAACCCACCCAUUAGGAACAAAUGGUCAAUCAUGGGCAUUUCCCAAAGCAGAAUCGAUUUUAAUUUCCUUCCUUCACCCUAACCCCCCACCCCAGCCCCACUUGUCAAAAAUACCGUAUUUAUAAAUGUCAGCCUCUCAUUUCUACUGUCAAGCAUUUCUUGGGUGAGACAGUCACAAGAUCCCAGGAGAAGGUGGAGGAGGAAGACGUGUCUUGGUCAGAGAGAGAACGCACAACAGGAAUAUAAGAGCAAGGUUUUUUUU
This is a messenger RNA of Pogona vitticeps (central bearded dragon), 1381 nucleotides long. Lineage: Eukaryota; Metazoa; Chordata; Lepidosauria; Squamata; Agamidae. The record is from RefSeq and is a predicted model, not a curated record.